Molecule: messenger RNA, 3925 nt
Organism: Rhopalosiphum maidis (corn leaf aphid)
Lineage: Eukaryota; Metazoa; Arthropoda; Insecta; Hemiptera; Aphididae
Product: GATA zinc finger domain-containing protein 14-like
Source: RefSeq, a predicted model, not a curated record
CUCCCACAACCACUCAGCAGCAGUAGUAUCAUAAUAAUGUUAUUAUAAAUGUGGCGCCAAUCAAACAUCAGUUGAUCGCAGCUAGUAGUACUGGUACUGCUCAUACUGAAGAUAGUUAAUAAAUAUUUCGCAUUUCUAAAUGGAUGGAGCUCAGAGAAAUUUCAGUAUGAUGGCCGAGAAAAUCGAUAGAAUGCGAUGUUUAAGGGAACGAUGCGACAAUUAUGUUAGAUUAAUAAAACUAACACUUGAUGAAACAAUCAAAGAACAAAAUUCGCUUUUGGAUGGAUCAGCAAUUCAUAAUAGACUAAAAUACUUAGGCGUAUUAGAUAAACCUAAAUCAUUAUCAAACACAUUCAAUACUGAUAAAUAUCAUAAAAAUAUAGAUUAUAAUAACAAAUACAAGUAUUUGGUGUUUGAUGAUGAUUUGAGUCUUAGGCAACAUAAAAAUAAAUCUAACUUAAAUACAAAUGAUAUGUAUUUAUCAAAUGACUAUAGCAACUCUAAUACUAACUAUAAACCACAAGUUUAUGAUUAUUCCACAGUAUGUGAUGACCAGAAUAACGCAUAUUAUAUGCCAAUCAAUCAUAAGAAAUAUAGAAAACCAACGAACUUUCGAACAUUGAAUACUCGAGAAUACCAAGUAUAUUAUUUUCCUACAUCAAAACCUAUACCACAAUAUCCUCGACAAACCACUGAUAGAUUUUACAGACGAAAACCUAUUAAACAAUAUCCUGAAGAAGAAGUUCCUUAUUGGUCAACUCGGUAUCCAAAACCAGUAAGAGUUGUUGAACGAGAACCGUCGUAUUCAAUGAUUGAUUACGGUUACCGAAGUACAAAUGAUUAUCGCAUUGGCAAAUCAAAAUAUAUUGAACCAUAUUCAUCUGAACACCGUACAAGAUAUUAUUCAACAAACGAUAAUAAUAUUUAUCACGGCCUUGAUGAUAGUGAUUAUUAUUAUGAACCUCAUUUGGGGCAGCGAUCGUUUUCUAGUAUAACAAGACCAUGUUCACCCGUAUAUAAUCAAGAUAUUUUGUAUGAUAGACCUCUAUUAGAAAAUUCCAGCAGUUUACUCGAAAAAAAAAUCCGAGAUUAUGUAUGGAAUCCACACAAAGAACGUGUUGAAAAGUAUAUGACUCCAAGUUAUGAAAAAACCAAGUAUUACACUGAUUUUAAACCAUUAAAGAUUAAACACCAAGGAGACGAAACAUUCAGAACACGUUCAUUAUUAGGAUUAGAUUCCCGAGUACGCAAUCAAAGAAGCGAAGUAAUCAAUGAAAAUUCAUAUAAAAAUAACUCGAUACUUACGUCACCUGAAAAAAAAUCUGCAGAUGACGAAAUUCUUCAAUCGCAUGAAGACAAUGAUCAUUACACUGAAUACAUAUUAAAUAAAAAAAAAACUGAAAGUCCAUCGACUUUACCAAAGCGAAUUAGUUUUGAUCUCGGUAAUGACCAUAUUGAUCUACCUAUUCAUACAAAUUCAAUCGGAGAAAAUACUAAUGACAAUUAUAUCACGAAAGACCAUAAAUUAAUUUUAGAAAGAAAAGAAUCAAAUACGAAAGUCGAUGAUAAGCGUCGAAAAUCGUUAUUAUCAAAUGAUAAUUAUUCAAUUCCAAUAAACAAACAACGAGUUUCACCAAGUGAUAUAAAUGUAAGUUCAAGAAGACAGUCUUUAAGUAAACAAGAAAAGUUAGCUUCAAUCGGAAAUUCUUUUGAAUCUGAAAAAUAUUUAAAUUUGAAAAAUAAUUAUCAAGGAAAUGAUUUGAGUUUAUCAGAAAAAAAUGUUCAUUCUUAUAAUAAUGAUAAAAUAAAUUAUGAUAAUAAUAAUGAUAUUCAGAGUUACUCGAAAACCCCAGAUGAUAAAAACAAUGUUGUGCUUAAAGAUGAAAAUACAUAUCGUGAUCUCAGACGUGAUAGUAAUGAUAAUAAUAGAAAAAAAUCAUUAGAGAUUACAGAUAAAAACAAUUUUAGUUAUCAAGAUCACACAGAAAAUACUAAAAAUAAAAGGGAUAUAUUAAAUGUCACUCGACGAAAAGAAAGUUACAAAGGCGAACAAAAAUCGAAAAUAGAAAAUACUCGUGGAAAUACAAGUUUGAAUGAUGUGGAUAAUAAAUUAGACACUUUCGACAACGAAUAUAAUAACAAAAAUGUUACAAAUGUAUCACCUAAAAAUAAAAUUAGCUCACCCAUAAUUGAUCAUAGUAAUGGUAUGAAUAAUACGAACAAAUACAAUAUGGACGAAUAUGAAACUGAGCACAUUCAACAAUUUACUAAAAAUGAUAGUGGGGAAAAACGAAAAAAUUCUGAAACUAUUCAACCAUAUAAUAAUGUUGUUAAUGAUUUAAAUGAUGAAAUAGGUAACUCUAAUAUCGUUACACAAGUUAGUUCUGAUUUCAAAACAAUUCCUGAAGUCCAAGAUUCAACACAUGGAGUUUCGAUGAACGAGCUUACGAAUGAUAUAAAUUAUUACCAAGAUCAUUCUGAUGACAACCAUAUAAAAGAACACCCAACUCAUGGGUAUGAGACACAACCGGAACAUGUUGCUAACGAUAAUCAUUUUUAUCCAGACGUUAUUGAUGAUAAUAAAGAAAUCAUAACACACAACAACAUCGAACCCAUUCAACAAAACAAUUUUGAUAAGGACAGCAAUGUACACGAUGAGUAUUAUUAUCAAAAUCCUACAGACGACAAAGAAGAAAAUCUAAUAGAAAACCAAUACGAGAAUCCCGAUUCCCAAGUAAAUAAUGUCGACAACCAACACACGAAUGAUGAUUAUUAUUAUCAGAAUUAUUCUAAUGUUGACCCAAAAGAACAACAAGAAAAUCAAUAUUCCGAACCUGGUGUAGAAGGAGAAUAUACAGGCGAGCACGUCGAGCACGAUGAUUAUUACUAUCAAAAUCAUGUAAGAGAUGACAUAAAAAAUCAGCAAGGAGAUCAGCAGUAUGUUGACCCUAACUAUCAGGGAAAUUACGUCGAUCAGACACCGACUCACGAUGACUAUUAUUAUCAAAACUAUUCUAAUAUUGACCCAAAAGCACAACCAGAAAAUCAAUACACCGAAUCUGAUCACCAAGGAGAAUACGUAGCUGAACAAAUGGAUCGUGACGAUUACUAUUACCAAAAUCACCCAGAGGAAGGUACAAAUGAAAAUCAAAUCGAUCAGCACUAUCAGGAGCAUCAAGGAAAUUACGUCAGUGGAGAGCAGGAUAAUUAUUAUUAUGAGAAUAAUUCUAAUGUAAACUUAGAAAGGCAUCCCGAAGGCCAAUAUGACGAACAUGCUCAACAGGAAACAUAUGCAGGUGAACAACACGCAAAUGACGGUUACUAUUAUCAAGAAGGCGAUACGAACUACAACGAUUCUGUCCCCAAAGAACAGUAUGAUGGUUAUGUUGAUAACAAUCACGACGCUAAUGUCGCUUAUUAUCCAGAAUCAAAUGUCGAACACUAUGAUCAGCAACAACAUGAUUAUGAAAACAAUAGUUACCCUACACAAAAAGUAGACUACAUAGAACCGUAUGAGCAAAAUUCUAGAAAUGAAAAUAAUGAUUAUUCCGAAAACGUCGAUGGAAGUCAACCAACGAGUCAAAUUACCAACGAACAAAAAUAAUUUUCCUAUUAACGACGAUCAAUUAAAAAAUAAUACUUAAGUACUACUUAUCUAUUAAUUAUAAAAAUAAUAUUUAUGUUUAUUUUUAGAAAAAAAGUAACCCGGUCUUGUUACUAUCGUUUUAAGCGGAAUUUAUUGUAAAAUAAAUCGUAAUACUGAAUCAUUUAGUACAUUUAUUUUAAUAAAAUUAAGGCGAUUUGAAAUUGUAGUUGUUACAAAUAGUACAGGUACAGUUAAUAGUUGUACGUGUAAAAAGUCCAUAUUAUUCAUUUCUUUGUAUAGCUAUAUGUUUAUUAUACUUAUAAUCACGAUAAAAAAAAU